Molecule: messenger RNA, 11785 nt
Organism: Mastomys coucha (southern multimammate mouse)
Lineage: Eukaryota; Metazoa; Chordata; Mammalia; Rodentia; Muridae
Gene: Setx
Product: senataxin
Exons: 29
Coding region: 1263-9440 (2725 amino acids)
Biological process (GO): termination of RNA polymerase II transcription
Cellular component (GO): nuclear body
Molecular function (GO): helicase activity; transcription termination site sequence-specific DNA binding
Source: RefSeq, a predicted model, not a curated record
GCCACCACUGCCCGGCUAUAUAUUAGCUUUUAAUUUCAUCUUUAUGUGUAUGAGUGUUUUGCCUGCUGUGUAGUGUGUCCGAGGAGACCAGAACAACGGCGUCUGUUCUGAUCACUUAGGACCUAAGUUUCAGACAGAUGCGAACUGCAAUGUGGCACCAGAAACUUCACUCUGGGUCCUCUGGAAGAGCAGUGAGUGUUCAUAACUGCUAAGCUUUCUCUCCAGCGUCAGACUAGUGUUUCUUACACUCAACGAGUAACUUAGCAUUUAUGUCCUUUCACGAAUAAAACAUGGUGUAUUACUGAAGUCUGAGAUCUGUGUUACGAAUUCUGCAAGGAUCUGUAUCAUUAGGGACACGGAACUGCAGGUAGUUUCUAUCGUUUCCUCUCAUUGCUGAAAAUUUCACUUAGCCAUCAAGAGCCUUUAUUUUAAAAAAAAAACUGUCAUACAAAUGAGUUAUUUUAAAAACCAUGCAUACACAUACUUUUAAUUUGAUAGAAACCUUUGACGAAAUGAAAAAAAGAAUAGGGCAAGAAAAUAACGGUCGGCCUCAACUGCCGCUUCCUGAUUGGCUAAAGUCUCUAACGGUCACCUGCUGCCUUAUAAGCCACACCCCCUUUUCUGGAACGUUCCUUAGAGCUUUACCCUCGUGCUUCUGGCGCUGGCUUCUCAUUCUGCGGUAAGGUUCUCUGGGGGUAGGACGGUCUCUGACCCACCUGCCACCUCUCAGAGCCUUGUUCUUUUCUGUGGCGUUGACAAUGGAACCCAGGGGUAUAGUGUGAUAGGUUUCGGACGGAAACAUGACCGACGUCUCGGACGUUAGGAAGCGGAAGAGCUGAAAGGAAACGGCAAGAGCUCUCGAUUGGUCGGACUUCCCCCUCAUUCCGGAAGUGACGCCACGCAUCGGGCUGCCUGGCCGGUGGUUCCCCGCCGCUGCUCUUUCCACCGCCCAUCCGCCCCCAUGGUCCGCCCCCUUGGCGUACCACAACAAGCAGGCCAUGGCGGGGGCGGGUUGAGGGCGGGGUCCGCUCUCGCGGCAGUGGCGGGUUGGGCGUUGCCUUGCACUUCCGUCUGCGGCUGCUCUUCUAGCCCGGGGCAUGGAGGUGGGCUAACGCCAGCCAGGCCUAGCCGGAAAUGUUCUUUUUUGGGGGCCAAAGUGUGAAUGUAUCUGAAUGCAGAGCCACAUCUAUUCACAGAUAAGCCCAGCAAUUGCAAAGAAGAUCACUUCUCUGUAGGAACAUUUGUCAAGCUACAGGUACAGAAUGAGCACAUGCUGUUGGUGCACUCCAGGUGGCUCUUCCACCAUUGAUGUCCUAAAGUGCUAUGCAUCUAGCACUGGACCAAGUGAAUUUCAAACAGCUGAUGAAGACCUCUGCUACUGCUUAGAGUGUGUGGCUGAGUACCACAGAGCCAGAGAUGAGGUGCCAUUCUUGCAUGAGGUUUUAUGGAAGCUAGAAACCUUCCGCCUCAUAAGUCACUUUGAGAAGUCCAUGAAGGGAGAAGCUGAAGAUGAUGAUGAUUUAUAUAUAGUAGACAACAAUGGAGAGGAACAGCUGUUUGACUGUAGUGGCCAAGAUUUUGAAAAUAAGCUUCGAGUUCCACUUUUUGAAAUACUGAAGUACCCUUACUUGCUUCUGCAUGAGCGUGUUAAUGAACUGUGUGUGGAAGCGCUUUGUCGAAUGGAACAAAACAAUUGCUCCUUUCAGGUUUUUGACAAAUAUCCAGGCAUCUAUUUGUUUUUGGUUCAUCCCAAUGAAAUGGUUCGGCGAUGGGCUAUUCUGACUGCAAGAACCCUGGGGAAGGUGGACAGAGAUGACUAUUAUGACUUACAGGAAGUUUUAACUUGCCUUUUCAAAGUCAUUGAGCUGGGGCUUUUGGAAAGUCCAGACAUUUACACAUCUUCUGUGCUUGAGAAAGGCAAACUGAUCCUUUUGCCUGCACACUUGUAUGAUACAACCAACUACAAAAACUAUUGGCUAGGUAUUUGCAUGUUGUUGACUAUUCUUGAGGAGCAAGCCAUGGAUUCACUGUUGCUGGGCUCAGACAAACAAAAUGAUUUUAUGCAAUCAAUUCUUCACACCAUGGAGAGGCAAUCGGAUGAUGACAGCAUGGAUCCUUUCUGGCCAGCAUUACACUGUUUCAUGGUGAUUCUUGAUCGCCUUGGUUCUAAGGUGUGGGGUCAACUUAUUGAUCCUAUAGAAGCAUUUCAAACCAUCAUUAACAAUGAGAGCUACAACAGAGAGAUCCAGAAUAUACGGAACAGCUCCUUAAGGACCAAGUUAGAGCCGGAGCCACAUUUUGAUGAUAUGGUGACGUGCAGCCAGAUUGUUUAUAACUAUAAUCCUGAAAAGACCAAAAAGGAUUCUGGGUGGAGAUCAGCCAUUUGUCCAGAUUAUUGUCCAAACAUGUAUGAAGAAAUGGAAACAUUAGCCAAUGUACUUCAGUCAGAUAUUGGUCAAGAUAUGCGUGUUCAUAACAGCACCUUUCUGUGGUUCAUACCUUUUGUUCAGUCACUCAUGGAUCUUAAGGAUUUGGGUGUGGCUUACAUAGUAGAAGUUAUUCAUCAUCUAUACUCAGAAGUCAAAGAUGUACUCAACCAAACAGAUGCUGUGUGUGACAAAGUCACUGAAUUUUUUAUUCUGAUUUUAGUAUCAGUGAUUGAGCUGCAUAGAAAUAAAAAAUGUUUGCAUCUUCUGUGGGUGAGUUCUCAGCAGUGGGUAGAAGCUGUUGUGAAGUGUGCCAAGCUUCCUACCACUGCAUUUGUACGGAGUUGUGAGAAGUCACCUGGAAGUACCCCUAGAGGACCAGCAAUAAUGUCAUCUUUGGCGUUGCAUUCAGUGCCAUCUAACUCUGUCCAGCUUGCUUGUGUACAGUUGAUUAGGGGCCUCCUCAAAGAAGGUUAUCAGCUUGGUCAGCAAACACUUUGUAAGCGGUUCUGGGAUAAGCUUAAUUUAUUCCUUCGAGGAAAUUUGUCUCUUGGUUGGCAAUUGACUGGUCAAGAAACCCAUGAAUUGCAAAUGUGUUUGAAACAAAUAAUUAGAAACAUAAAAUUCAAAAUGCCCCAAUAUAGCACUUUUGGGGAUCCAACUUCUACAUUCAAAACCCCUCCAUCUUUUAAAGAAGAAAGCGAACAAAUAGACAAGAAGCCUAAAAAAGACAUUUAUUGCUUAGAAAAUUGCAGCCCAAUAUCUUCUAAAGAGCCAAUGAAAGCUGACAGCCAUCGAGUAUUUAUUAAAGCAAAUACUACAGAAGAGGAGUCCUUCAAGCAGCAUUACAUUGAUUUGAAUGAAGAAGAGCCUCUUCCAGCUGAGUUGUGCUCGAAGCAGAAAAGUGAGGCUCUUUUUUCUGAAAGUGCUCAAGAGCAAGUUAAAAUAAGCACAGAGAAGUCUGGAAAAGAAAACUCUUCAUAUACACCACCAAAUAGUACUUCAAGAAGUGGUCCGGAUUGGGGAUGUGACAGAGGAGUGAUAAUAUCAACACAUUCAUUGACUGAUUCUAGCAGUGGUUUUAUGGAAAAGGUAUGUACAUCAAAAGAUGAUGUCCCAUUAAAGGAUAGCACUGUUGAUAAAACUUCAAAACCAAGUUUCAAAGUACAGAAAGAUGAAAUUUGUGCAAAGGAUGGCACUGUUGGUAAAACUUCAAAACCAAAUUUCAAAGUACAGAAAGAUGAAAUUUGUGCAAAGUUAUCACAUGUCAUAAAGAAGCAACACAGGAAAAGUACUUUGGUCAAUAACAUUAUCAAUCUAGAGGAAACUACAGCUAUGUCUGACCUUGAGAACUGUUCAGGAACAGGUAGAGGAGCUCUAAAGAAAGAUAGCACUGAACAUGUGUCUUCAGACCCUGUUCUAGACGAUGAGCGUGAAGAGCAAAAAUCUCAAAACAGUUCAUUGUUCAAGAAAGAGAUAAAAAGUGAGGAGUUGGAUAAUAGUUCUGAUGAUGAAGACAAGCUUCAAAUCCAGGAAGGCCAUGCUGACAAUGACUUGGUAUCAUUUACAGAAGUUGCUGAUACACUGGUGAAGAAAACUCCAUGUGAGGGUCCUGCAAAGGUGGUUAGAUCACGAGAUAAGGAAAUGAGGGCGAAUACAGUGGUGACUUCUAACUUGGUAGAAGGACAGGUGCCUCAUGAUAAUAGCAAGCCUUUGGUUGCAGAUCGUCAAAUAGACCUCUGUAACAUAACUUUAAUAUCUCAAACCACUGUUAUUCAAUUUCCAUCAGGUUUAAGUAAACAGGAUUCAUUUCAGCUACAAAAGGAUGAUAAAAGAUAUCUGACAGCUAACCAAAACAGUGCUGCCACCUCCCAUGGACAAAUUAUUGUUAUUUCAGAUUCUGACGAAGAAAAUGAAGAUGAUGAAAAUGAAGAUGAGAGAAGUUGUAAUGAGGAAAAUAUCAAACAGACCAAAGAAUACAUGGAGAAAGAAUGUUCAGAGCAGCAUGGUUUGGAAAAGAAGCUUGAAAAAGAAGAAACAACAUGUGUUGUAGAAUUUGAAGACUCUGAAUCUCAGGUUUUUGAGUUUGAAAGUUCAUCUGAAGUCUUUUCAGUUUGGCAAGAUCAUAAAAUAGACAGCAAAACUUCACUUCAGGAGGAACAAAAGAGCCGUAUAACUCAUGCAGCUGAUAGUACGAACAAUAACUUGGGUUGUGGUGUAGACUCUGUUUCUGAAGAGGUUAGAAACAAAGAAGAGGGUGUUAAAGAGCAUGCAGAACCACACAGUAGUGUUGCUGCUGAGGAGUUGUGUAAAACUGGAGUAAGAAAACGUAAGAGGAAACGAUGUGACAAAGUGACAGCUGAAGAUCCUCAGAGGCCUUCCUCUUCUGUUGGAACUGAACAGUCGGUUGAUCACAGAGAUCUUACUGGAAGUGAUUUAAAGAGUGCAGACAUGGAGAUGGCAGUUCCCAGUUCAAGUGUUGAGAGAGAUUCUACAGUUUUACAGAAGUCUACAAAGUCUCGUACUCACUCAAAACCUGUUAGGAAAGUUCCAGCUGCUAAGGCUACUAAGAAAACACAUUCAGACACCAGAAGAGGACAGAAUAAGAGUUCAUGUUACAUAAGUUGUAGAACUUCUCCUGCUAUUGUGCCACCAAAGAAGUUUCGUCCGUGUCCAGAGCCAACUUCAACAGUUGAAAAACUUGGUCUGAAAAAAGCUCCUCGGAAGGCAUUUGAGUUGUCCCAGAGGUCUCUGGAGUGCAUAGUCCAAUUACGUGACCAUGGCAAGACUGUUGGAGUUGUUGAUGCCCCCAAAAAAACUAAAUUAAUUUCUCCUCAGACUCUUUCUAUCAAAAAUAAUAAGAAGCUUCUGACAAGCCAGGAUCUUCAAUUUCAAAGGCUCAUGAGAUCCAGAUCACAUCAAAAACGAGACUUUGAUUACAAAAAUACUGAUACUGUAAGAGCAGUGUCACGCAUAGUACAGGGUUCAGAUGUACUUGCAGCAGACUCUGAUGAGCCAGAUAAUCAUAGAGGGAGCGAGCCACUUGCUAUCAGUAAUGAAAAACAAUUAGCAAAAUGUGUGCUUUCCAAACCAGAAGUAGCAGAAGCCUCUUCAGAUUCUUGGGUGACAGGUAUAACUUGUCUUGUGAACCAGUGUGAGUCUAGAGUGUUAAGUGGAGGAGUGCCAACAGAUGUAGUGAUGGUCUCUGCUUCAGAGGACCCUGUGGGUGGAGGUGCUCUCACAGUGCAAGUUGGGGAGGUGGCAGCUGUGAAAGCCACAGAGCCAGAGUCCAGUAGUGAUACAGAUGAUGAUGACAAUUUAUUUCUAACACAACAUGAUCCUCAAGAUAUGGAUCUGUGCUCACAGUUGGAAAAUAAUAAAACCAUUAUCGUGGCUCAUAAAGAUACAGUUCAGAGAGAAGAUUCUUUAGGUCGGCCUCAGUCAGAAUCUUUGAGUAUUACAAAGUGUAAAUACAAAGACUGUGUUGAAACCAUAAAAAACCAGGGUGAAUACUGCCCAAGACACACUGCAGCUAAAGCAGCAGAUGACAGCCUGUUCCGUAAGCCUGGCUUGCCUCUUUCUGUAGCCAGGCCUAUGCGACCCACUACUACCAAAAUAUUUAGCUCAAGCAGCGCUUCACGAACAGCCAAUCUUUCCAAGUCUUUGGAAAGUACCACACUUCAGUCGGCACUAAAAAGUAAGUCAAGUGGAGCACAGCCUAAUUUGAAAGUGAUACCACCCUCUUCCAUGAGUUCUCAGAAGCCAGUGGCUGAGGUGAAAAGUCUAUGCAAUAUUUUUCAUUUUCAGACUCCAAGCAGUUCCAACAAACAGAGAAACAAGCUUACAUUUAGUGAGAACAGGCCCACGUCAGCUUCUUCUCCAGUGAACAUUCUCUUGCCAUCGCAGUCUAUCUUUGAUACCUUCAUUAAAGAGGUCUUAAAAUGGAAAUACCAAAUGUUUUUGAACUUUGAUAAGUGUGGUGCUCCAACAAGUCUCUGCCAGUCUAUCUCAAGACCUGUGCCUGUCCGAUUUCAAGAUUGUACAGAAUAUUUUAAUGUUUUUCUACCUUUGAUUAUAUUGAAUGCUUUUGAAACAAUGGCACAGGAAUGGUUGAGCUCUCCAAAUAAAGAGAAUUUCUAUCAGUUGCAUUUACGAAAAUUUCCGGCUGACUAUAAAAAAUACUGGGAGUUUCUGAUUUACUUGGAGGAAUCUGAACUAGCUAAACAGCUUCACCCAAAGGAAAAUGAUCUGGUGUUCUUGGUUCCUGAGAAGAAGUAUAUGGACAGGCAUGAUAUGCAAGAUUACAAUCACUAUUACUGUGGCUAUGUGCAUAAGUUUCGUCGUACUUCAGUCAUGCGCAGUGGGAAAGCUGAGUGUUCAUUAUGCAUCCAGACACAAAAUAACUUGCCAGCCAGUGUAAAAGAACUUACAAAAUGUAUUGUAAUCAGUUCUCUGGUAACUACACAGAGGAAAUUGAAAGCCAUGUCUCUGUUGAGUAGUCGGAACCAGUUGGCCAGAGCUAUUUUAAAUCCAAACCCCAUGGACUUCUGUACCAAAGAUCUACUAACUACAACGUCUGAAAGAAUUGUGAGUGCUGAUUUGAAUGAAGCCAAGAAAAUUGCCUACUUAAAAGACUUUAAUGAAGACCAGAAGAAAGCCAUAGAAACUGCAUAUGCCAUGGUGAAGCACUCACCAUCCGUUGCCAAAAUCUGUCUGAUUCAUGGACCACCUGGAACAGGAAAAUCAAAAACUAUUGUUGGUCUCUUGUACCGCUUAUUGACAGAGAGCCAGAGGAAGGGCCAUUCAGAUGAAAAUUUCAAUGCCAAAAUCAAACAAAAUCGAGUCCUCGUGUGUGCGCCUUCCAAUGCAGCGGUUGAUGAACUUAUGAAAAAAAUUAUCCUCGAGUUCAAAGAAAAAUGUAAAGACAAGAAGAAUCCUUUGGGAAACUGUGGAGAUAUAAACUUAGUACGACUGGGUCCAGAAAAGUCUAUUAAUACAGAGGUCCUAAAAUUCAGUUUGGACAGCCAAGUCAACCAUAGAAUGAAAAAAGACUUGCCUUCUCAUAUUCAAGAAAUGCUUAGAAGAAAAGAAAUUCUAGAUGCUGAACUUGAUGAUCUUUCUCGUCAGCGAGCUCUGUGUCGAGGUGGGCGGGAGAUACAGAGGCAAGAAUUAGAUGAACACAUUGUCAUAGUUUCAAAAGAAAGGCAAGAACUUGCUUCAAAAAUUAAAGAGGUUCAAGGACGCCCACAGAGAGCACAGAAUACCAUCAUCUUGGAGUCCCAUGUCAUUUGCUGCACAUUGAGCACUAGUGGUGGUUUAUUGCUUGAGUCUGCUUUUCGAGGUCAAGGGGGUGUCCCCUUCAGUUGUGUCAUUGUAGAUGAGGCUGGGCAGUCUUGUGAAGUUGAGACACUUUCUCCACUCAUCCACCGCUGCAAUAAACUUAUCCUAGUAGGAGACCCCAAACAGCUCCCUCCCACAGUCAUCUCUAUGAAAGCACAGGAGUAUGGCUAUGACCAGUCGAUGAUGGCACGAUUCUGCAAGCUGCUGGAAGAGAAUGUGGAGCAGAACAUGAUUGGCAGGCUGCCGGUAUUACAGCUUACCAUUCAGUACAGGAUGCAUCCAGACAUAUGUCUCUUCCCUUCGAAUUAUGUUUAUAACAAGAACCUGAAGACAAAUAGAUUGACCGAAUCCAUUCGAUGUUCAUCAGAUUGGCCAUUUCAGCCCUACCUCGUGUUUGAUGUUGGAGAUGGUUCAGAACAACGGGAUAAUGACUCAUACAUAAAUGUUCAAGAAAUAAAGUUGGUGAUGGAACUAAUUAAACUUAUUAAAGAGAAAAGAAAAGAUAUUUCCUUCCGAAAUAUUGGCAUAAUAACCCAUUACAAGGCUCAGAAGACGAUGAUCCAGAAGGAUUUGGAGAAAGAAUUUGAUAAGAAAGGUUUAUUACAGCCCAUCUUGAUGGGAGAAUCAAGGCAGCAAGACUCUGAAGUAUCCAAGCAGCAGCAGAAGAGCAGUGAAUGUAUGCAUGCUAGUGAUGAGCUCGGUUCCUCCACUGUUACACAGUCCGGGAUCUCCAGCCUAGAGAAUGGUGCCACCCACACUGGACCUGCAGAAGUGGAUACGGUAGAUGCCUUCCAAGGCCGGCAGAAAGAUUGUAUCAUCGUUACCUGUGUCAGGGCAAGUGCUGUGCAAGGCUCAAUAGGAUUCCUGGCAAGUUUGCAGAGAUUGAAUGUCACCAUUACACGAGCCAAGUACAGCCUCUUUAUCCUUGGACAUUUGAGGACUCUGAUGGAAAACCAGCAUUGGUAUGAACUAAUUCAGGAUGCUCAGAAGCGUGGUGCCAUUAUUAAGACCUGUGACCCAAACUAUAGACACGAUGCAAUGAAAAUUUUAAAACUGAAGCCUGUGCUACAGAGGAGUCUGACCCAUCCCCCAGCCACUGCACCAGAGGCACCCAGACCUCAGGGUGGCUUGCCCAGCAACAGGCUGGACAGUGGACUUGCUACAACAUCUUUUGCUGCUUCUUUGUAUCACACACCCUCUGAUACUGUCACUUCAAAGGAACCUGAAAGGCCACUUCUUCAAGACCGACUUCGAGAUCCACGACUACUUAGGAGACUUGAUGCUGAAGCCAAAGGAGCAUCCCUGAAAGACCCACAGCCUGUGAGCCCCCAGCUCCCUGGGGUAGUUCAUCUCUUGGGAGGGCCUGGCUUUCCUGUGGUUUUCCAGGACCCAGGUUUUGUUGUACCACCAUCCACUGCCAUCGUUGCUCCUCUGGGCAGCCACAGGUCACCUAUGCAGGCUGAGCCACCACCUGCUCACCCUGCUGCUGCCGCCUCCACAAGUAAGAGGAAGUACAGUGACCCAGAUGUUGGGCUCAGCUACAGAAGAGAGCCCAGGGCCUUCAGUGGAGAGCACGGGAGACAUGGCUCUGUGAGUCAUCACAUGCUGAGAAGCACUGACCGGGACAGGAGGAGGCUGGAUGACAGCAAUGCCAAGAGGAGACGGUUUCUAUAGUAGCGCCUGGUGAUGAAACUGUCUUCCACAGGCUAGCUAGUAGCACUGUACAGAUAAGCUGGGUUUUGUUUUUGUUUCCCUUGAAGAUGGAAAUACCCUCUCACUCUUGGUCUGUUUGUUGUUUUCAGUAAGUACUUUUGUCAGUUGUAUACACUUGGAGAGGGCAUUUGUAUACCUGUAAUCUUGUUCUUGAGGUCAGAAAUUCAAAAUAUUGGGAACUUUUAUUCUGUAGAAGAGGUCAGAUCAGAGUGAGUACAAGUGAGUACAAGUAAAAGUUAAACUGAAUAAUCCAUGUAGCAAAUGGAAAAUCCUUUUAAAAUGUAAACUGGUAGACCACACAUUUCCUGCCUCAGCCUAAAACAUUGGUCAUUUUCCAACAGAACAAACUUCAUAUUUAAAGAGAGGAAGACAGGUCCUGUCAACCAUUGUGUGGUAGACAAGUUUAACAGCCUCCGUACUGGGAGCUAGCCAAGUUUGAACCAAUGGCCAGUGUCUCAAGCUGGGGUUUCCUGGGCCUUUAGAAAGCAAUAUGUUGGGAAUUGUGCUCAUGGUGCUCUGUGAGACAAUGCAGCUUGGCACAGGAUAUUACUGUGACAAGUUCAUUUACCUAUACUUGUGUAUGACUUAGUUUUCUGGCUAAAUAUCUUUCCCUUCUCAAAACGGAAGAACAAUUCUUGAGUGGUCAUUCAUGCUUCCAAUAUUUUGUGAGGUUGGUUUAACUGGGGAAUUGUAGAUAUGCUUAGCACAUGGAGGAUUUGUGCUGGCUUGGCCUGGCCUGGAAGAGUUCAUUUAUGAUGCUUGUGAAGGCUUGAGAGUUGCCAGGAAAAUCCAAAAGGAUGCAUUUCAAGGGAUUCCAUGGGAGCUACAUGGGGGCAGAGCAGAUAAACUCUGUGAGAAAGAAGAGCAGCCAUCUGGACUGCAGGACCAUCCAGUAGGUAGAUGAAAGUGCAAUCUGUGUUGCGUCACUGCAGGCACUAGACUCCUGUUAGACCUGGUGUGCUUGUAAGAGGAAAGCAGAGGGGCCUGGAAGUCAGGAAAAGGGAUGGAGGGCUGCUUAACCAGUCUCUGCAUAGAAGAGCAUGUGAGUCUGAGGUCUUUCAUGACUACUGUACACACAGCCUGUUAGCUACCUUGAGAUAGACAGCCCUAGAAAUUAGUGCUCACUGUUUGGAGGGAGUUUUGUCAUCUGUUUUGUCACAAGGUUUUUGUGUUAGAAAUUCUGCUGAAGCAGGUUUUGUUAAGAGCUUUGAAAAAACUGCAUUUUGCCAAGUUUCAACACUUGAGUUUCCUGAUCUUUUCCACUAGUGCCCAGACAUGAACCCCAAUAUCUGCUGAACACUUGUAAAACUGGGGAAAUAGGCACCUUCUCAGAGCACUUCAGCCUCCUGGCUGUCCCCAGCUAUGUGGGAAAGAAAUCCUAGCACAGGGAUUCAGUAAGCUGUGCGUGACAUUGGCAGGAGACCUCACUGUCGCUUGAAAUUUUCUAGUGCCUGUGGGAAGUGCUCAGUUUAGCAGACUUGUGAAGGUAACCACCUAAAAGCCAAAAGCAUGCUUCUGAGAGGGGCAUUUAACAAAAGAGCAAUAGCCAGGGCAUUUCCCACUCUAGAGACCAAGAAAUACGUUUUUAAAAAGUUUUUCCAAAACUUGUAGUUGGCUGCUCUCCACUAAGUAUGUUGUAGGACAUUGUGUGUUCAUCUGCCGGCUCACAGCUAGCCACAUCAGAGUAUUGGAAUUUGUAUUGCACCCUGCUUAUUUUGUGAGUGUAAGGGCUGCUGGGAUUAGACUGUGGCCAAAGGAUCUUCCUUUCCAGCAAGCAAACCUUGCCUUAGAACUAUCAGCAGAAUGCAGUUGCAUAACAUUAGAUUUGAAACCUCAGUUGGUAAAGGUAUUUGCAGAAAGUGUUUGCUAUGUCAAGUGGCCUUUCCUGACAGUGCUGUCAGAAAUGGUUAACCCUGACAAGAUGAAAAGUUCACUUUGUCCUUGCUGUGGUUAAAAGAACAUGCCCCGACUACUUUCAAAUGUUAUUUCAAGGUGAAUGUAUUAUACUUGUCUUAUUUUGCUUCUCUUUUGAUUUACCACAGUCUAUUCAGUUAUGUUUUCAUGAAUUAUCAGGAGUAAAUUUGAACAAAAACAUGUGAAUAACCUCCUGUAAAUGUGUUUUAUAACAAGAGUGUGCUAAACUAUUUUCUAAAAAUUACUUGUGCAUUUUGAGAAUCUUUCUGUAGCUUUGUGUUUUGUAUGCUCUGGAUUCAUAACUGGAUUUUGGCAAAUAGUAAACCUGUUAUCUUUGUUAAAACCUAAAACUUAAGAGAAAAUGGCAGAAAUAAAAACAAACAAGAAAACUG